AUGUCUGCUGUGGGUAUUCGUGGUGAAAGAGAUCAAGGACAAGAUGUUCGUACAAGUAAUGUAACUGCCGUCAUGGCCAUUGCAAAUGUAGUCAAAACUAGUCUUGGACCAUAAGGAUUGGAUAAGAUGUUAGUAGAUGAAAUUGGAGAUGUUGUAAUCACAAAUGAUGGAGCAACUAUUCUCAAAUAAUUGGAAGUUGAGCAUCCAGCUGCUAAAGUCAUUGUCGAGUUGAGUUAAUUGUAAGACAAGGAAGUCGGUGAUGGUACUACAUCCGUUGUUGUAUUGGCUGCUGAAUUGCUUAAGCGAGCUAAUGAAUUAAUUAAAAUUAAGGUGCAUCCUACCACCAUUAUAUCCGGUUACAAAUUAGCUGCCAGAUAGGCUGUCAAAUAUAUCCAAUCUCAUUUAGUGCACAAAAUCACUGAAGAUGACACUGAGAUAUUGAUCAAUGCAGCCAAAACUUCCAUGAAUAGCAAAGUUAUUGGUCCAGAAAGUCACAUCUUUGCUAAAUUAGCAGUCGAUGCAGUCAGACUAGUCAAAACUUAAGGUGCAAUCUCAGGAAAACCUAAAUAUCCCAUCCAAUCUAUUAAUAUUGUUAAAAGUCAUGGACAAUCCUCCAAUCAAUCUGAAUUGGUCAAAGGAUACGUUAUCCAAUUACAAAGAGCUUCAUAAUAAAUGGUAACCAAAGUUAAGAAUGCCAAAGUUGCUUGUUUAGAUAUCAAUUUGAACAAAUUCAAAAUGUAGAUGGGAGUUUAAAUUUUGGUUGAUGAUCCAAACAAUCUUGAGAAGAUCAGAAAGAAGGAAAUGGAUGUUUUGAAAGAAAGAAUCUAAUUAUUAUUGUCAGCAGGAGCCAACGUGAUCCUAACAUCAAAAGGAAUGGAUGAUUUAGCUAAUAAAUACUUGGUUGAGGCGGGAGCUAUUGGAUUAAGAAGAGUCCCAAAGGAUCAUCUAAGGAGAAUUGCUAAAGCAACAGGUGCAAAGGUUAUUACUACCUUCGCAAACGAAGAAACUGGAGAGUCCUUUGAUGCAUCCAGUUUAGGAGAAGCUGAAGAAGUUUACGAAGAAGCCAUAGGAGACAAUGAUUACAUAUUUUUCAAGGGAAUGAAAAGAGAAUAAUCAGCAAGUAUCAUCCUCAGAGGUGCAAAUGAAUUGAUGACUGAUGAAAUAGAGAGAUCUAUACAUGAUUCAUUGUGUGUUGUUAAAAGAACCUUGGAAUCUGGUUCAGUCGUAGCUGGAGGUGGAGCUGUCGAAAUGGCCUUAAGCAUUUAUUUGGAUGAUUAUUCGAGAACUCUUGACACAACUGAACAAAUUGCUGUUGCCGAAUUCGCUGAAGCUUUGACUGCUAUUCCAAAGAUAUUGGCUACCAAUGCUGCCAAAGAUUCAAUUGAUUUGAUCAGCAAAUUGAGAGUUUUACAUAGCAAAUCUUAAUAACUCUAAGUGGAUGAGAAGGGAUUUAAGUACAGUGGACUAGAUCUGAUUAAAGGAGAGGUUAGACACAAUUUGAGACACGGAGUUCUUGAACCAACAGUGAGCAAAGUGAAAUCAUUGAAGUUUGCAACAGAGGCUGCUAUUACAAUAUUGAGAAUAGAUGACAUGAUUAAAUUAGAACCAAAGAAGGAGUAAAUGCCAGGUAGACAUUGAGUUAUGAUAAGUAUAAUAAAUAAUUAUAUGCAUAAUAUUAUUAA
Messenger RNA from Paramecium tetraurelia, 1682 nucleotides. RefSeq lists its product as uncharacterized. The record is from RefSeq and is a predicted model, not a curated record. Gene Ontology annotation, cellular component: chaperonin-containing T-complex. Gene Ontology annotation, molecular function: ATP binding; ATP-dependent protein folding chaperone; ATP hydrolysis activity. Gene Ontology annotation, biological process: protein folding. NCBI's taxonomy places the organism in Eukaryota, Ciliophora, Oligohymenophorea, Peniculida, Parameciidae. The transcript is spliced from 3 exons.